This is a messenger RNA of Polypterus senegalus (gray bichir), 793 nucleotides long. Its product is annotated as histone H3. Gene Ontology annotation, molecular function: structural constituent of chromatin; protein heterodimerization activity; DNA binding. Lineage: Eukaryota; Metazoa; Chordata; Cladistia; Polypteriformes; Polypteridae. Gene Ontology annotation, cellular component: nucleosome. The transcript has a single exon. Bases 342 to 752 code for a protein of 136 amino acids. The record is from RefSeq and is a predicted model, not a curated record.
UUAACGCUCUCUUGACUCUUACUUGAAUUCUUCCUCUGUGACUGCAGGGAUUGGCUCCAACAGCGUAAUAUAGGAGAGUACAUCGUGUUGAACACGAUGGAUUUCUGUGACUAGUUGACGGCAGCGUUCACAUUUCGCGCUGAACGUUUAGAACGACCAGACGAAAAAAACUGUAGGCCAAGCCUAAAGGCAGACGCUUACGUCAUUGACCCCUUUUUCCUUCCACCCAAUCACAAACCAGUUAGGCCUCGAUAUAACGCGCAUCGGGCGGUCGUUUCUUUAAUUUUUUUUUUAUUUAUUUAAAAAACACACAGUGCCUUAUUUGUUCGGAAGACGGUGAAAUGGCAAGGACGAAGCAGACGGCUCGCAAAUCCACUGGUGGCAAAGCUCCCCGAAAACAGCUCGCCACUAAAGCGGCUCGAAAGAGCGCUCCUGCCACCGGUGGAGUGAAAAAGCCUCAUCGUUAUAGGCCCGGCACGGUAGCUCUGCGAGAGAUUCGUCGAUACCAGAAGUCCACCGAACUGCUUAUCCGUAAGUUGCCUUUCCAGAGGCUGGUGAGGGAGAUCGCUCAGGAUUUCAAGACCGAUCUCCGUUUCCAGAGUUCCGCAGUCAUGGCUCUGCAGGAGGCCAGUGAGGCUUAUUUGGUCGGUUUGUUCGAAGACACCAACUUGUGCGCCAUCCAUGCCAAGAGAGUGACCAUAAUGCCCAAGGACAUCCAGUUGGCUCGUCGCAUUCGUGGAGAACGCGCCUAAGGACUCGGAUAUAAGAAAGUGGAAUGUAAUGGAAAGAAAAA